AAAGAACGUAUCCGUACGAAAAAUGUAGAAAACCGGGAUUAUAUAAGUUUAGUUAACGUUACGGCAACUAAAUCAAUGGAAAUAUUUAUAAAUUAACGGAGAAAAAGGAAAAAAUAACGAGAAAGAAGUUAUCGAGCAACGCCCACUGUGACAAGUGUCACGUUUGAUUAUGAGUAAAAAUUGUCGUGUUUGGUGACGAAACGGAGCAAUUUACGUAAAAAUAACGUCAGAAUUAUUCAUUCAGCAAUGACUAAUGAUUUUGAUUAAAAGUUACGAGCGAUUGGUUUAAUAUAACAAUAAUUCGACAAACAUUCAAGCGUCACAUCCUGCUCUUACAUAUUUUCCACUAGUUUCUUAAUAGAAUAUUUCAAUCGAGAAUUACACCAACAUAAACACUCCUCUUCCUUCUUUAACAUGGUGGAAAAAGAUUUGAACAGUGAAGCAAAUGCUCAAAGAAUUGCAACUGUGGAGUACUGUUUUGGCAGCUCUGGCGAGCCACUUGCCAUUCAGGGUCGUGUGUUGGUCGGCGAUGGAGUUUUAACCAAGAUGUGCCGAAAAAAGCCAAAACCCCGUCAAUUUUUUUUAUUUAACGAUAUACUAGUAUAUGGCAAUAUUAUUAUACCAAAGAAAAAGUACAACAAGCAGCAUAUUAUUCCUUUGGAAGCAGUAAAAUUGGAGAACUUAGAAGAUGAGGGAGCUGUAAAGAAUGGAUGGUUAAUUAGAACCCCAACAAAAUCGUUUGCUGUUUAUGCAGCAACUGCUAGUGAAAAAACAGAAUGGAUGGCCCAUAUUAACAAAUGUGUUGAAGAUUUAAUAAGAAAGACUGGAAAAAAACCUUCAAAAGAACAUGCUGCUGUUUGGGUGCCAGAUUCAGAAGCAUCAGUUUGUAUGCACUGUAGAAAAUCUCAAUUUACUAUUAUUAAUCGUAAACAUCAUUGUAGAAAAUGUGGUGCAGUAGUUUGUAAUCCAUGCUCGAGCAAAAAGUUUCUCCUACCUACACAAUCUUCUAAACCUCUUCGAGUUUGCCUUCAUUGCUAUGACACACUCAGCAAGUCGAAAUCCGAUGCUCAACAAAUCGAAAAAGUGGAUGCCGCAAAAGUUCCACCAGUAAAUGUUACAGUCGAUUCUUCUGGAGACGAAGAUUCCGACGAAGGUGACGAAGAAGAACAAGAAAAACAAAUGACCAUCGAAGACGAAGAGGAUGCCACCAAAGAUAUGGAGGAACUUCACAUUCAAGAAAAGGUUAGAUAUUUAAUACUAAACAAUUAUUGAUUUAUUAAUGUGUUU
Molecule: messenger RNA, 1287 nt
Organism: Centruroides sculpturatus (bark scorpion)
Lineage: Eukaryota; Metazoa; Arthropoda; Arachnida; Scorpiones; Buthidae
Product: pleckstrin homology domain-containing family F member 2-like
Exons: 8
Coding region: 415-1272 (285 amino acids)
Cellular component (GO): early endosome
Molecular function (GO): metal ion binding; phosphatidylinositol binding
Source: RefSeq, a predicted model, not a curated record